AUGCAGAAUUCCGGCAUUCCCAAGCCUCCCCACAGAAUCCCGCAUCAACCAAGCGGAUUGCCCAAUAAGCGGCCAAACAUUGUUAUAUUUAUGCCAGACCAGCUGCGCUACGAUGCUUUGCACUGCACUGGAAUGAAUCCGAUUGUGAACACGCCCAAUAUCGACAAAUUCGCUGCACGUGGAGUACGCUUCUCAGAAUGCUAUGUUCAAGCGUCUGUGUGCUCGCAAUCCCGUUGCUCCAUGUUCACGGGGCUAUACCCACAUGUAUCCGGCCAUCGAUCACUAGAGAACCUCAUUAAGCCAUGGGAGCCGAAUUUGUUCCGCUCGUUGAAGGAUGAUGGGUAUCACGUUGCUUGCAUGGCGCCACGUGGUGACUUAUUUGCUCCCACAGUGACCGAGCUCAGCUUGGAUGAAUACGGGUUUCUGGAGCCACCGGAAGUAACGAAGAUUCUUGGACAGCAUGGCGAGGAGCGACCCGAGGAAGAUAUUACCAUUUGGGAGCGACUCUUCUACAAGGGUCGGCGAGAUAUGAGCAAAGCUGUCGAUUAUGAUGAAGCGGCUGUUCGGAGUGCCGAGAAAUGGCUCGAUUGUCCGCCAGAUGACAAGCCAUGGGUGUUGUUCUUGCCUCUUUUCUUUCCUCAUUGCCCGUUCACUGUUGAGGAGCCAUACUUUUCCAUGUAUAAGCGAGAGGAUAUGCCGAUUCCAUCAUCGGCCGAUGAAAAGACAGGAUACGAGCCACGGUAUAUGCAGUCGAUCCGACAACGACAUGGUACUCGCCGUGCAACUCCAGAGAUAUGGGCCGAAGUGGCAGCCACAUAUCACGGUAUGAUAUCGCGACUCGACGAUCAGUUUGGGCGAGUUGUCAAUAAACUCGACGCCACAGGUCUCUGGUCCAAAACCAUCACCAUGUUUUUCACCGACCAUGGAGAGUACCUUGGCGAUCAUGGUCUGAUCGAAAAGUGGCCCAGCGGGCUAUCCGAGACUCUGGUCCGCGAGCCUCUAAUCAUGGCGGGUGGCGGCAUUCCUCCCGGUCUCGUACGCGACAGUAUGGCAGAAAUGGUGGAUUUAGUCCCUACCAUAUUACAGUUGUGCGGAGUGGAUGAGACAUUUCCUCACAAUGGGAUAUCCCUACUUCCAUCAAUUCUUGAGAACAAAGCACACCGAGAAUAUGCUUUCUCCGAAGGGGGUUUCCUUAUCUCCGAAGAGCCGUUGCUUGAACAAGCCCCGUUUCCCUAUGACUUGAAAGCCAAGCUUCAGCAUGAAGAUACCAGGUGCGUUGGUAAAGCUAUCUCUAUGCGAGAUCAGAACUGGACGUACAUUUACCGGUUGUACGAACCGGCGGAGCUGUAUGACCGCAAUGCCGACCCGCGCGAACUACACAACCUGGCAGCAGACCCGGAAUACGUUCCUCAAACACGACUCAUGGAGAGUCAGAUGUUCCGCUGGAUGGUUGAGACGAGUGAUUUUCUCCCCUAUAGUAGAGAUGGACGAUUUCCCAAAGUAGACCUUCCUGAUCCCAAGACGUUGCUGGAUGAGCGGAAGGAGAGACGUCAGAAGGGGAGUGACGAUGAAAUAUCCAGGGGUAAUUUGGAAAGUUAA
This is a messenger RNA of Penicillium manginii, 1599 nucleotides long. RefSeq lists its product as uncharacterized. The record is from RefSeq and is a predicted model, not a curated record. Gene Ontology annotation, molecular function: iduronate-2-sulfatase activity. The coding region runs from base 1 to 1599 and encodes 532 amino acids. Lineage: Eukaryota; Fungi; Ascomycota; Eurotiomycetes; Eurotiales; Aspergillaceae. The transcript is spliced from 2 exons.